Molecule: messenger RNA, 1026 nt
Organism: Fulvia fulva
Lineage: Eukaryota; Fungi; Ascomycota; Dothideomycetes; Mycosphaerellales; Mycosphaerellaceae
Product: AB hydrolase superfamily protein
Exons: 8
Coding region: 1-1026 (341 amino acids)
Molecular function (GO): hydrolase activity
Source: RefSeq, a predicted model, not a curated record
AUGCCUCUCGAAUCAGACCUCAAGCUGGACUACAGCAAGUUCGACCCUGCCAAUAUCACACAGAAGACAAAGGAUUUCAAUGAUGGGUUGAUGAAGGUGAUGAACAAUGGGCCGAAGUGGUAUGAGGUCGGUGCCGAGAAGUACAGACAGAUGAGAUGGAAUGGAGAGACGCCCAUCCCUAAGCCUGUCAUCCUCGAAGCUGGAAAGAACGGCAAGAUACCUUCUCGUGAAGUUGGACGAGAUAUACCCACCAGGACAUUCGAGCCGGAACAUGGGAAGUCGAAGGGCCUGUUCCUCCACAUCCACGGCGGCGGCUGGGUCCUACAAUCCGAACAUUUCCAAGACCUAAUGCUCCAACGCUACGCCACCUCCUCCUCGCUCACCGUAAUCUCAAUCGGGUACCGCCUAGCCCCCGAAGACCCGUACCCAGCCGGCAACGAAGACUGCUUCGACGCCGCCGAGUACCUCGUGGACAAUGCCGAGAAGGAGUAUGGCUUGACGUUGAUGUUCAUGGGAGGCGAUAGUGCGGGGGCGCAUUUGAGUGUUUUGACGUGUUAUCAACUGCUCGAGACGAGGCCGGGGUUUGCGUUUACGGGUCUGGUGUUGAACUUCGGCGCCUACGAUAUCAGCGGGUUCCUCCCUCAGGCCUGGCAUUUCGACCUACCGCUGGUGUUGGAUGUGGACAUCAUGAUAAAAUACACCGACGCAUACCUCCCCAACAUGACGCAAGAGCAGAAACGGGAUCCGAUGAUUAGUCCCUUGUUUAUGAAUCUCAACAAACUGAAACUCCCACCCGCGCUCUUCACAUGCGGCACCCUGGACCCCUUACUGGACGAUAGCGUCUUGAUGUCUGCGAAGUGGGCUAUGAGCGGUGCUGAGAGUAUCUCGAAGAUCUACCCGGGUGCUCCUCAUGGCUUCUCAUUCUUUCCUGUGGGAGGGACCGAGACGACCGAGCAGGGAUUGAAUGAUAUUGCGAUGUUCAUGAACGAGCGUAUUGCUGCGAGUGUGAGGCAGAGUCGGGCGUAG